Annulohypoxylon maeteangense is the source of this 1844-nucleotide messenger RNA. RefSeq names its product FMN-dependent dehydrogenase-domain-containing protein. The transcript has 2 exons. Lineage: Eukaryota; Fungi; Ascomycota; Sordariomycetes; Xylariales; Hypoxylaceae. The record is from RefSeq and is a predicted model, not a curated record. Bases 110 to 1633 code for a protein of 507 amino acids. Gene Ontology annotation, molecular function: oxidoreductase activity; heme binding.
UCUCUAUGGCCUAGUAAUAGACCCGGGAGAAGCGCAUCAGAUGUGGAGACUUCAUGAACCUUGAGGGUAUUGUUGAGAACUGAGAUUUACAUAAACCUUUAUCUAAGCGAUGCCGCUGGACGCCGCCGAAGUCGCAAAGCACAAUACACUCUCCUCGUGUUGGAUCGUGAUAAGUGGCAAGGUGUACGACGUAACACCGUAUCUCGAACACCACCCCGGCGGAGCAGCGAUCCUAGCAAGACAAGGCGGACGAGACGCCACAUCCGAGUUCCGCACCGUUCAUCCGCCAGAGGUAGUAGAAUAUCUCCCGAAAGGUAGCUUCCUCGGCGAAACAGACGCCAAAGCUCUAGCAACCCUCACCAUGGCAUCCACAAAAAAGCCGACACCGGCACCGGCACCGGAACCGGCAACUCCGCCAGACUCCGUACCCCUACUAAUCCCACCCGAAGAACCGCGCACCAAGGAACCACUUCACAUAGCGCACGUAGUCACACUCCCGGACUUCGAAACCGCGGCUAAAUCCGUCUUCUCGCGGAACACGUACUCCUACAUCUCCAGCUCCGCCAACACCGGCUUCUCACUCGCCAACAACCUCGCCUCCUGGUCCCGGAUAACCUUCCGCCCACGCAUCCUCCGGCCCGUGCAAUCCGCCACCCCACACUCCUCAAUCCUCACCCACCGCACCCCCCUCCCCAUCUACAUCUCCGCAAUGGGGCAUCUCGGCCGCGGGCAUCCAGGCGGGGAAGUCGCGCUCGUCCGCGCCGCCGCCAGACGCGGCGCACACGUGCUCCUGAGCACCGUCACAACCCAACCGAUCGAGGAAAUCGCCGCGGCUCUCGCUGACGAGCAGAAGAAACUCGCACAGACUAACUCGGCGGACGCGGUUUCCCCGUCGUGUCUGCAUUUCCAGCUGUACGUCCGCCCCGACCGCGCCGUAACCCGGUCCCACAUCCGGCGCGCGAAAGCCGCGGGCGCGAAGACGCUGUGGCUUACGGUCGACACGGCGGUCCUCGGAAAACGGACGCUAGACCGAAGGACACAGGCUCUCGAAGCACUGGAGGCGGGUCUUCCUGAUGCGGCGGAGCGCGCGGCGUUGGGGCAGCGGAGUCAUGUUAAUCAGUCUAUGUUCGAGCCGGGGCUGAGCUGGGACGAUGUCGCGUGGGUGAAGGCGGAGUUCGGCGGGCCGGUGGUGUUGAAGGGGGUGCAGACGUUUGAGGACGCGAGGAUGGCGGUUGAGGUUGGGGUCCAGGGCGUGGUGUUGAGUAAUCAUGGGGGGAGACAGGCUCAUUCGGCGCCGGAGGCGUUGGCUACGCUUUUGGAGAUUAGGAGGUAUGCGCCGGAAGUGUUGGAUAAGAUUCAGGUUUUUGUGGAUGGGGGGUUGAGGGAUGGCGCGGAUGUGUUGAAGGCGAUUUGUUUGGGGGCGACGGCGGUGGGGGUUGGGAGGCCGUUUUUUUAUGCGCUGGGGGCGUAUGGGGAGAGGGGUGUUGAGAGGUGUUUUGAUAUUUUGGCGGAGGAGCUGGUUAAUGGGAUGCAGCUUUUGGGGAUUAAGUCUCUAGACGAGGCGGGCCCGGAGUUGGUUAAUGCGAGUCGUUUGAUUAAUGAGAUGUGGCAGCCGGAGAAGAGUCGUUUGUGAGGUUUUAUGCCGGAUAGACUUGGUAGUAGACAGGUCUGAGUAUUAGGGGUUGGAGUUGAUGCGAUGUAUUUUAGGCAUAUGUAUGGCUCCUAUGAUGCAUUUUUAUUAUGUAGAGGCUGACUGAGAUUCUAGAUUAGAUUGAUAGUAUCAGAAUAUUUCUUUCUAUUUUUCUACAGAGAUUUAAUAAAAGGAACAUACCAAAUAUAUACAA